AUGGCGGGUGGUCAGAAAUUUUCAAAAAUCGAUUUGGCUCAAGCUUAUUUGCAAAUGAAGGUCCGACAGGAGGACCGCGAAAUUCUUACCCUGAAUACGCACCUUGGGCUAUACCAACCGAUUCGUUUGAUGUAUGGUGUGGCGUCAGCACCUGCCAUUUUUCAAAGAGAGAUAUCGCAUAUACUUGCAGAUAUUCCAGGAGUCUCAGUUUUUCUAGACUAUGUGAAGAUUACCGGUCCCGAUGAUGAGACCCAUUUGUACCGAUUAGAGCAAGUUCUUCACAGGCUGGAUGAGUACGGAAUGCGGGUUAAUAUCUCCAAAUGCGAAUUUUACGCCGACCAGAUCGAGUAUUGUGGGUUCAUUAUCAAUAAAGACGGAAUAAAGAAGAUGAAAGCGAAAGUGGACGCUAUUCAGAAUAUGCCUAGACCGCAAGACCGGGACCAGCUUCCUUUGGUUGUUGCAACAGAUGCGUCGCCCUACGGUGUAGGUGCUAUUCUUAGCCAUUUAUAUCCAGACGGGACCGAGAAACCAAUCCAGUACGCUUUGCAAACACUGAAUAAAACGCAGCAGAAGUAUAUGCAGGUUGACAAAGAAGCAUAUGCUAUCAUAUUUGGGGUAAAAAAAAUUUACCAAUACCUUUAUGGUCGCAGAUUCAUUUUGGUUACGGACAACAAACCAGUCUCACAGAUCUUCUCUCCAGAUAAAGGACUUCCCGCUUUGUCGGCUGUAAGAAUGCAACACUAUGCACUGUUUCUAGAAUCUCUUGACUACGAGAUCCGGUACCGCCCCUCCAAAGACAAUGCUAACGCAGAUGCAAUGUCUAGACUACCAGUGCAGGAUGAGGAUAACAAGAACUGUAUAGAGGUUGCAGAUGUUAUAGAGCUAAAUCAAAUUGAGACUUUACCAGUAACAGUUGAUGAGUUAGCUGAAUCUAUGAAAAAUGAUUCCACUGUCCGGAAUUUAUUACAGGGUUUGAAAGUCGGCAGAGUAGUUGACGGACGAGAUCGCUUCGGCGUGGAUCAGGCAGAGUUCAGUAUCCAACAAGGUUGUAUUCUAAAAGGUAUUCGUGUAUACAUUCCGCCUAAACUAAGAAAACGUGUCCUAGAUGAGUUACACACCGGACAUUUUGGCGUCUCGAGAAUGAAGUCUCUGGCUCGUUCAUACUGCUGGUGGGAACGCGUGGAUAAAGAUAUCGAGGAAUUAGCAAAAAACUGUGUGAAUUGUGCGGGAGUACGGAAAAAUCCAGUGAAGGUACCUCCACACUGUUGGGAGCGUCCAUCUGAGCCCUUUCAGAGGAUUUACGUCAACUACGCCGGACCGUUGCUUGGUCACUACUUCUUGGUUAUCAUCGAUGCUUUUACAAAGUGGCCAGAAGUGAAAGUCACUCGAGAUAUGACAACAGACACAACAGUUGAUUGUUUGCGCGAAUAUUUUGCAACUUAUGGAGUUCCGACGGUUAUGGUUAGCGAUAGAGGAGUACAGUUCACAUCACAUCAAUUCCAAGCAUUUUUAAAAGCAAACAAUGUAGUACACAAAAUGGGAGCUCCGUAUCAUCCAGCCACAAACGGGCAGGCUGAAAGAUUUGUACAAACAUUCAAAGAUAAACUUAAAGCCCUGAAAUGUGAACGGAAGGAUAUUCUGCUGGAGUUGUCCAAAAUCUUAAUGGCAUAUCGACGAACGGUUCAUCCUGCUACUGGGAAAUCACCAUCAAUGCUGGUCUUCGGAAGGCAGAUAAGAUCCCGUCUUGACUUAAUAAUUCCUAAGUGCGCUGAACAAGAACAGUUACGCGGGGAGGAGCCUAAUGUACGAUGUUUUGAUGUCGGCGAUAAAGUGGCUGCGAGAGUUUUUCUUAGUACUUCGAAAUGGCGUUUUGGUACGAUCACCGAAAAACUUGGGAAGCUACAUUAUGCAGUGGAACUGGAUGACGGUCGAGUUUGGAAGAGGCAUAUCGAUCAGUUAAGAUCCGUCCCUAUUCAAACUGUUCCUGAUUCAGAACCGGAUAUCAGUGUAGAGAGAAAUCGCAACACACAUCACACCGAGAAGUCUCCAGUACACGUCACACCCUGUUUUACCCAACCGUUAAAUGAAGAGUCGUCAGGCCAACCUGCACUCGUUUCAAGCGAGGAAUCUAUUUCCAGCAACGCCGAGAUUUACGAAAGUCCGCCCAAUAGCGAAGUUGAAACUGGUCCAGGUCCAAGGCGAUCUACCCGCGCUAGAAAACCACCAAAUCGAUUAAAUUUAUAA
Messenger RNA from Sabethes cyaneus, 2244 nucleotides. RefSeq lists its product as uncharacterized. Gene Ontology annotation, molecular function: nucleic acid binding. The record is from RefSeq and is a predicted model, not a curated record. The transcript is spliced from 2 exons. Gene Ontology annotation, biological process: DNA integration. The coding region runs from base 1 to 2244 and encodes 747 amino acids. NCBI's taxonomy places the organism in Eukaryota, Metazoa, Arthropoda, Insecta, Diptera, Culicidae.